Molecule: messenger RNA, 1227 nt
Organism: Dendrobium catenatum
Lineage: Eukaryota; Viridiplantae; Streptophyta; Magnoliopsida; Asparagales; Orchidaceae
Exons: 2
Coding region: 1-1227 (408 amino acids)
Source: RefSeq, a predicted model, not a curated record
AUGUGGAGAGAAGAAGGAAGAGAUGCGUAUAUAAUUAUGGGCUUUAAAAAUGUCAAAGAAUUCUACUACCUUGGGAUAAAGAUGCCUUUGAGGAGACUCAGGAGAGAUGAAUUUCAAUUUAUCAUUGAUAAAGCUUUGAAUAAGCUCAAUCAAUGGAGUAUAAAAUGCUUAUCACUACCCGGAAAGAUUGUUCUGGUGAAAAAAGUGCUGCUUGCACUCGCUACCUUUCACAGUACUCAUGCAUUAAUACCUAAAAAGGUAUUGGAAGAUCUAGGAAAAAUAAGUAGAGACUUCAUUUCGAAUAAGAUAAAUGGUUCUAAGGGGUUGCAUUAUGUUAGCUGGUUUUAUAUGUGUAAACCGAUUGAGUAUGGAGGACGUGAGUUACAUCCAAACAUAUCUAAAACUCCAGCUUUGCUGGCCAGAUUAGCAUGGAGAUUCAUUCAAGAUGAUCAAUCCUUAUUACACUCGGUGAUGGCAUCAAAAGAAGGUGAUAGACUUGAGAAAGGUAAUAGCAGAGGUUAUUUGUCUACAACUUUUAAAAUACUAAGUGAUGGAUAUAAAAUGCUCAAUCCAAUAGUUAAAUGGAAGAUAGUAAAUGGAAGUUUUGUGGAUGCUAUCAAAGACAAUUGGAUUCUAGACAAAAGUAUAAACAAAUGGCCUACGUUUGUUAUCCCAAUUGAUGACAGCCUAGUACGUGUUGAAGAGUUCAUCUUGAAUGGAAAUUGGAAUGAGCAUGAGCUGAGAAAAUAUUUUGGCAGGGAUCUUAUUAAUCUUAUCAUCCAGAUUAAAAUAUCCCUAGAGAAGAAGCUAGAUUUCUUGGAGCUGAUCAAUCAAAAAUCUGGAAUGAAAAUUCCGGGUUUAAUCAGAAAAUCUGAGGCUAAAGGAACUGUAAAUGAUAUAAUGUGGAAUUGGAUCAAGAAGGCUAAACUAAAUGCUCGAGUGGAGGUUUUCUGGUGGAGAUUGAAGAGGAAUGAUAUUCCUUCUUUACAAUUUUUAUGCUAUAGAAGGCUCAUCCAAAAUUCUAACUGCCCAAGGGGUUGUGAUACAAUAGAAGAUGUGGAGCAUAUAUUGUGUGGUUGCUGUAAGCUCAAAGAGGGGCUUGAGCAUGACAAGCUAGAUUUAUUUGAAGAAAAGGAAGCUUCUUUUGCAGGUGGAACUGCACCGCCACCAAUACCAUCACCUUUAGCUUCCUGCCCUUCCUACCAUCAUGAUGAGAUAAUCCAGUGA